Molecule: messenger RNA, 1349 nt
Organism: Drosophila navojoa
Lineage: Eukaryota; Metazoa; Arthropoda; Insecta; Diptera; Drosophilidae
Gene: Drep1
Product: DNA fragmentation factor-related protein 1
Biological process (GO): apoptotic process; regulation of apoptotic process
Source: RefSeq, a predicted model, not a curated record
GUCGCUCGCGCUUCUGCUAGCUGCGCGUAAAGGUUGAAGCUACGCUUAAAUUAUAAAUGAAAAGCUGAACAAAAAACAUUAUGAGCGCAUUUUGCACAAAGUAAUAAUUGUUGUAAAUAUAUUGCAUUGAGUGCUGUGUAAACUAAAUAAAUAUUAAAUAAUUAAAGCUCUAUAAAUUAAAACAAAUGCUGUGCAGUGUUGCAAAUGUGCCAAUAACUGUUUAGAACAAUUUUGAAAAAUUUUUAAAUACAAUAACAAAGCUAGCACAAUAGACUCGAGCCAAAAUGCCAAAUGCCACGGAAAUAACAAAUGGCACUGACUCCAGAAAGCCAUUCAAAGUCAAGGACGUCACGCGCAACAUUAAAAAAGCCGUCUGCGCCGCAAGCCUAGAGGAGAUACGCACCAAGGUGGCCGAGAAAUUCGACAAGUGCGAACAGCAGCCGACCAUCCACUUGGACUCCGAUGGUACCGAAAUCGACGAUGAGGAAUAUUUUCGCACCCUCGAUGAGAACACCGAGCUGGUGGCUGUAUUUCCCGGAGAGCAUUGGAUUGAUCCCACUCACUACGUGACUAUAACCACGCCGAAUGCCGUGGCCAAUGGCAGCAUCACUGGUAGUCCGGAGAACGGCGACACCACGGAUGCCAAUAACUUGGAAUCGGCGCGUAUCCGCCAGCUGGUUGGCCAGCUGCAGAACAACUUGUGCAACGUUUCGGUCAUGAACGACGCCGAUCUGGACUCGCUAUCCAACAUGGAUCCCAACUCGUUGGUGGAUAUAACUGGCAAGGAGUUUAUGGAGCAGCUGAAGGAUGCGGGCAGACCCCUUUGUGCCAAACGCAACGCUGAGGAUCGUUUGAACUUGUUGAAACUGCUGAAGGCUGGCGCUAUUUUCUGCUCGGAACGCUAUCCGGAAGAUGCGGAGGCCAUUGAUCGCGAGAUUGGGCGGCAGCUGAACGAGGCAGAGAGCGGUCAGGUGACCACAACAAAUGUUAGCAACUCGCGCACCAUCGAGGUGGUGCAGUGCGACAAUCAGAAUACCACCAUUACCAUAACCGUCGCUGAGGCCACAACCACAUGCAGCACUGUCGAGGCGUCGACCCAAAACAACGAGGUUAAUGCCAAUUCGAACGGUAAUGGUGAUAUCUGACUGCCCAUUCUGGGCAGCCUUAGAUAGAGCCUGGCUGCCGGGGAGUAGCCGAAUUAAGGCACUUUUAUCAAACAUUGUUUUUACGCAAAUCAAAGGAGGAGAAAAUGAAGAAGAAAACGAACAGAAGAAUCAGUCCUGCAACAUUGGGUUAACAUACACGUAUUUCUAGCAUAUACUUAGGCGCUGCGAAUGGCCAAACGAACA